AUGUCUAUUGACAAGAAUACUCGCCUCACACACAAAUCUCUCCCAAAGCUUAUCAUUCCAAAAGGGAAUCGUCGGGUGGAGCCUGAAGAGAUUACGGCGAGCCGCGUCGAGGACUUUCUAGACUACUGCAUUAAGUUCGGAAAGGCACCUAUUACGCGGCUCCCAGAUAUUGCAGAUAUUGCCUUUAUCUCCCUUUCCGGCACCUUAGACUCAAGUUCAGGUGAUACGAGACGCUGGAAGAAGGGAAAAAAGCCAGAAAAGGAGCCGUACAGUAAUGAAGAUCAGAAAGACCCGGAUACUAUCGCAUUUACGGCUUGUGAUUACCGCAGUCUAGACGCGUUACAAGCAGAGCUUGCCGAGGUUAAGGUGCUACAUGAGCAUGCAUUACGCAAAUUGUUGGAAAACAAGACUGAUAAGAAAGCAUUGUUAGUAUGCAGGACAGUUAGAAUGAAGCGGGAGGAAAUUGAUAACGAGAUCUCGGAAAUUCUUCGAAAGAGGACGAUUCGCCGGAAGUUUAGACAGGAUUACAACAACCCCCCGGGAUUAACGAAUUGGUAG
Messenger RNA from Daldinia vernicosa, 558 nucleotides. RefSeq lists its product as uncharacterized. Bases 1 to 558 code for a protein of 185 amino acids. The record is from RefSeq and is a predicted model, not a curated record. Lineage: Eukaryota; Fungi; Ascomycota; Sordariomycetes; Xylariales; Hypoxylaceae. The transcript has a single exon.